Halichondria panicea is the source of this 1753-nucleotide messenger RNA. RefSeq lists its product as uncharacterized. Bases 112 to 1665 code for a protein of 517 amino acids. Lineage: Eukaryota; Metazoa; Porifera; Demospongiae; Suberitida; Halichondriidae. The transcript is spliced from 8 exons. The record is from RefSeq and is a predicted model, not a curated record.
AGGGAGGUCAGGGAGGUCAUGCAGUGUCAGUGUGGUUAGCAGCUGCUGAUAAGCAUCGCGAGGUAACUCUCAUUACCAGCUAGCUGCUCCACACACAGUUAAUUAUCCGCAAUGGAUGCAGUCUUCUCUAAAGACAAUGGUUCCCUGUUCCCCUCUUCUCCUGUACGCAAGUCCUACUACUGCCCCACCACCCCACUACGGACAGUGGAGACCAUGCCCACACACCCUCACACGCCCACACAUCCUCACAAGACCACACACCUUAAGACGCACUGGGACCUUAUAACUCCAGUGGUAUCCAUAGCAACGACAGAGUCUGUUCUGAGCAAUAGUGGGUCGUCAAAAUUCAACGAAAGUUGGCCAAGUAACUCGGAGGUCAUAGAGGUCAGCUCUGCAGGGGGCGUGGCCAGUGAGAGCUGUAGGGGGUCCAAUGCAGGGGGCCCACCUGCAGAAACUCUAGCAAACUAUGUGGAGAGGUUUAGACGAGCUCCACCCACGGACAGGACCACCAGAGAGAAACCAAACUACUCGUUCUGGUGGAGGCUAGACCAUGAUCAUGUGACACCCCCUGGACGUCAUGUGACACCUCCCAGGACCCCACAAGACCACUCUACCCCGGACAACACUAGGAAGACCUGCUCCACAAGCAUACAAGUGUCUAGUCUAGUCGUACCCUCGGCUGAUGAUAGUUUGGACACAAGGUCACAAGAGGUCAUUGACAAGAGCUCCUCAUUGAUCAGCUCUGUAGCUGCCGUCAAAUACCUUAAUAGUCACCAUGGCAACAACGAGGCUCUCACCAUAGGUGGUCCUGUGGUGUGGGCGGGAGGUGUGCCAACUGUGGAUAGUGGGGAUGACAUUCUGUAUCAGUGGAGGUUGCAAAGACGAUUAGAAGUGGCUCGGAAAGAGGCGGCCAAUAACGGAGGAGAAUGGAACAAUCGACUGUUGAACUGUCCGGAUACCAAGUCUAGAAGAGUGGAAACACAAUCUUCUAAUAUUCCAGUGGAAUGUUCAUGUACACACAAUCAUCAGUACACACCCUCACAGCCUCACAGGGAAGACCGCCCACCACCCUCACAUCAUCACAACGAGGACUGCCCACUACCCACACAGCCUCACAGGGAGGAAUACCCACCGCCCACACAGCCUCACAGGGAGGAACACUCACCCACACAGCUUCAUAGGGAGGAACGCUCACCACCCUCACAGCAUCACAGGGAAGACCGCCCACCACCCACACAGCCUCACAGGGAGGACCGCCCACCACCCUCACAACCUCACAAUGAUGAUCCUAGUUUGUCAGACUUUUCCCUGGACUUCACUACAGAGCUAGAGCCCGCCUCUUCCCAAGGACCCAUCACUAGCACUGCAGUAGUUCAUGAGGUGAUUGUACAGCGUCUGUUUGGUGACACUCCUCACAUCCUCACUCCUCACACCCCCACACCACCAGCUACCCCCCACACUCUUCACACCCCCACACCGCAAACUACCCCCCUCACAUCAGUUGAGACUAGAUCAAAGAGUCCCUGUGAAGAGGUUCCCUCCCUCCCAUGGGACCACCACAUGGAUGAUGAUCUGCUAAAAACCCUUAUCAAGAGAGCUCAAGCCUUUGAAGAACACAUUAGGAUCGUUGAUGGUCGCCUGGCUGCAAUGGACUCUCAACUCUAGUAUAAACACUGUAGUUAGGAAGGCCCUCUCUCAGCUAUACCUGUGUACAUGUGUUGUGGCUAGUGUUUGAAUGGUUCUUUGGCUGUCA